Molecule: messenger RNA, 1585 nt
Organism: Trichobilharzia szidati
Lineage: Eukaryota; Metazoa; Platyhelminthes; Trematoda; Strigeidida; Schistosomatidae
Source: the annotation of a GenBank genome assembly
AUGUCCCAUAGUAAUGAUUCAACGUUAGAUGAGAAUCAAGGUAGUAGUGGUGAGAAUCAUCUUUGUUUUCCGUUCAAGUCACCAGUACGCGCAUCCUCUUCUGGAUCGGAACUUUUUAUACCACGUUCAAAAAAUAAGUCAAAUGUUAAGCAACUACCUAAAAAGAAAUCACCAAUACGUGCAAGUACUACAUCCUCGUCAAGUUCUGAUCUCUUCAUACCUCGUCCAGCAAAUAAAUUUGGCGCCUUGAACUCCUGCUCCACAUCGAUCCAUAAUUCUAUGGUGAUGAAACCAGUCGUCAGUCAGUCAAUUAGUUCGCUUCUUGUAUCAGGGAAUUCAGAGAAGGCACCAUUUGGUGGUGAUGAUCCACAUCGUGAGUCAAUGACUUUGGUAAGCGAAACUGUCUCUGAAGAUACUGGAAAUGAAUUAGCUGUUCCGGCGGAGAGGAGAAGUGAAGUAAACGAAGUUACCUAUGUGAUAACUGAUUCAGAGACGAAUUCACCAGGGAAUAAUGACAAUGGCAAAGCAAUGCCAGCGACAGUAUCAGUAUCCAAUGCUCGGGAUGAAACGCUUACACCGAACAAAACGACUUCAGAUGAACAAUGGGUCUAUGCAAAAUGGAAAUUUGAAGGAAAUUAUUAUGCAGGGAAAGCGUACUCCAGUAAAAAUAGCUUACGAUGUCUCGUUCACUUUGAAGAUCAAACAAAAGCAACUGUCAAAGAAUCCGACAUUAUUCAGGUUUAUUUGCUGCCUGUUGGGGCUGAAGUUAGUGCUCAAAUCAAGAAUGAUAAUGAGUAUUGUGGUAAUUGUAUUAUCCAGGCUCACCUGAAUGAUUCCGACUUUCCGUAUGAGAUUUUUUGCCGUACUACAAAUGAAGUUUAUCGCUUACGAAGACGUCAAGUGUCCAUCAGUGAGACGGAGGUGAAAAACUUGAGAUUUCAAAAGCUUCUACCCAGCAAUCCUGUUGAUCGACCGGUUUCACCGCCGCUUUGCGAUUCUAAAGUUUGUGAUGUGAAUAAUUCUGUGGUUAGGAAGUGUGCAAGUCCAGACGUGAGUCUAGUCAACAUAAUCAGUGAGAAACGCAAGUUCAAACCGAAAACUUACAGAUCAAGCUGGAUUACACCAAAACGUUUUGCCACACCUGUGGAGGGAGAUGAUGUGAACCGCAGUGAUGAUGAUGAUGCUAGACAGGCGAAUAGGUUACCCAGUAAGACUGUGGUCCGGUCAACUUCUGCACGUAAAGAGUUCAGAAAGCAGUUGCAACAUCACAAUCACCAUCAACCAUCAUCUUCCCUAUUGCGUAACAGUCGUUCCCGGAGUAGUAGUACUGCAUCUGUCGAAUCAAAAGUGCCUAAUAAUAAUAAUUCGGCUAAGAAGCAGCGUUUAUCCGAUUUAUUCUCCGAUGAUGAUCUUGAAGAAGAGGAUCUAACUCAACCGAUGUUCAAGGAAACUCCUGUUGCAAAAAUGAAUAAUCCUUAACCCUGAAAAAUAGUUAAUUUUAUUAUUUUUUUUCUAUUUUUGUAUUUCUGGCAAGAAAGAGACUUAUGGGUGUAACUAGAUUCACUCUGCAUUCAUUGCUGUUCAU